This is a messenger RNA of Ilex paraguariensis (yerba mate), 1995 nucleotides long. NCBI's taxonomy places the organism in Eukaryota, Viridiplantae, Streptophyta, Magnoliopsida, Aquifoliales, Aquifoliaceae. The record is from the annotation of a GenBank genome assembly.
UUAACCUGAUAUCAAUUUAAACCCGGCAGUAAUUCCACCAAGAACAUGGUCCGCAUCAGCUAAUCGCCCUGUCAUAUGAUGUUGAUGUCCGAGUCAAGUCUUAUAUAAGAACUAUCUUCUUGCUCUGAAACCUAGAAGGUUGAGCUAUUUCGCAUAUCUUCAAAUCUUUACUUGGAAAAAUAAAUAUUAGACAAUGACAAUCGGAAGCCUUAAAUCCGCAAACGAGAAGGUAUCGCGAAAGAGCAAGCAAGUUGUUGAUGAGAGAGCCCCUCUCUUACCCACUAAGCAGGAGGAAGAUGCUGGGUUUGAUGAGUUCAAUGGGGCUUCCUUUAGUGGGGCAGUCUUUAAUUUGUCGACGACAAUUGUUGGUGCUGGAAUCAUGGCCUUGCCUGCAACUAUGAAAGUAUUGGGUCUUAUUCUUGGAAUUGCUUUGAUCAUAUUUAUGGCAUUCCUGACAGAGGCUUCAAUUGAGUUGUUGCUUAGGUUUAGUAGGGCUGGCAAAACUGUUUCUUAUGGAGGUUUGAUGGGAGAAACUUUUGGAAAGUAUGGCAGGAUGUUGCUGCAAAUAUGUGUUCUGGUCAACAAUGUUGGUGUACUUGUCGUGUACAUGAUCAUCAUUGGUGAUGUGCUUUCUGGAACAACCUCAAGUGGAAUUCACCAUGCUGGUGUCCUAGAAGGUUGGUUUGGAUUGCAGUGGUGGAAUGGUCGAUUCUUUGUUCUUCUUGUAACAACUCUUGCAAUAUUUGCUCCAUUGGCAAGUUUAAAGCGAAUUGAUUCAUUAAGAUUCACAUCUGCAUUAUCAGUUGCACUGGCGGUUGUGUUUCUUGUUAUUACCGUGGGAAUCACGGUUUUCAAGUUGAUAAAUGGAAGCAUUUUGAUGCCUAGAUUGUUUCCUGAUGUUUAUGAUUUGACCUCAUUCAUCCAACUAUUCACUGUCAUCCCUGUUCUUGUCACCGCAUACAUCUGCCAUUACAAUGUUCACUCAAUAGAUAAUGAGCUUGAAGACAAUACACAGAUAAAAGCAGUUGUACGAACCUCGCUUUCUCUCUGCUCAACUGUGUAUGUAAUGACAAGCCUAUUUGGAUUCCUUCUGUUUGGCAAUGCAACUCUUGACGACGUGCUCGCCAACUUUGACACUGACCUUGGAAUUCCAUAUGGCUCCCUGCUUAAUGAUGCUGUGCGUGUUACCUAUGCUGCCCACCUGAUGCUUGUCUUUCCCAUUGUUUUUUAUCCAUUGAGGUUGAACUUGGACGGCCUCCUCUUCCCUUCUGCAAGGCCUUUGACUUUGGAUAACUUGAGGUUUGCAUCACUCAGCACUGGGCUAAUCACUCUCAUCUUCUUGGGUGCAAAUUUGAUACCUAGCAUUUGGGAUGCUUUCCAGUUCACUGGAGCAACUGCAGCAGUUUGCAUUGGGUUUAUCUUUCCUGCUGCCGUUACCCUUAGGGAUUAUCAUGGUGUAGCAACAAAGAAGGACAAGAUCUUAUGUAUUUUUAUGAUUGUACUUGCUGUCUUCUCAAACCUGGUGGCCAUUUAUAGCGAUGCCUAUUCCUUGUUAAAGAACAAUGCAUCGCCGCAUGAAUGAACUCUCCUACCAUAAAGACACCCUGAAGGCCGGAUCAUUUCGAGUGAUUCAGAAGUUCUUGGGUUUCUGUGAAGUCUGAUGAGUCAAGUUUCAGUAAAAUAGCACUCUGCUCAACGUCUAGGUUCAGUUACUUUGCCGGAGGUGUAUGGAGACUUGUAUGCAUUCUGAAUACUUUUUCCUUCCUGUGCACUAUGGUACUGCAGUGUGUUUAAUACUAAAUGCUUGUGUGCACUGGAACAAAGUUAUAGAAAUAGAAAUGUAUAGCUUGGCUGUGUAAUAUGUUAUUUUCUCUCUUCCCUUGGUUUGGUUCUCCUUUUGUUUGCCUCUCUGAUGAGUUUACUGGGAGACUGAGUUCUGAAAUUAUCACCUGCAUAUUUCCAAAACGGGAAUAAAUCCAAACCAUGAAAUCUGAA